Molecule: messenger RNA, 2238 nt
Organism: Triticum dicoccoides
Lineage: Eukaryota; Viridiplantae; Streptophyta; Magnoliopsida; Poales; Poaceae
Product: kinesin-like protein KIN-10C
Exons: 13
Coding region: 149-1897 (582 amino acids)
Biological process (GO): spindle elongation; mitotic spindle organization; microtubule-based movement
Cellular component (GO): microtubule associated complex
Molecular function (GO): microtubule motor activity; ATP binding; microtubule binding
Source: RefSeq, a predicted model, not a curated record
GGCGUUCCUCGUCAGACCCGCCUCCCGUGUUCAAAUUCGAACCGCUUCCCCGGCAGCUUCACAACGGCCACCGUGCUCUUCGCCUCAUCCCGAUCUACUCCGCGCCUUCGACCCCGCCCCGUCCCGUGUACCGCGUAGCCUCUCCCCAAUGGCGAGCGCCGCCUCCUCAUCCUCCUCCUCCUCGCAGCCAGUGCGCGUCGUGCUGCGGGUGCGCCCGCUCCUCCCCUCGGAGGCCAGCUCGGCAGCGGUGCCCCCCUGCGUCUCCCUCAUCGGCGACCACCCCGGCGGCGAGGUCACCGUCCAGCUCAAGGAUCAGCACACCAGCCGGAGCGAGUGCUACAAGGUGGACGCCUACUUCGGCAAGGAGGACAGGGUCUCCGACGUAUUCGACCAGGAGGUCAGCGCCCUGAUCCCGGGCAUCUUCGAGGGCAUCAACGCGACCGUGUUUGCCUAUGGGGCAACGGGCAGCGGCAAGACCUACACCAUGCAGGGCAGCGAAGAUCUGCCGGGUCUCAUCCCCUUGUCGGUCGCGACGAUCCUGGCGCGCUGUACCGGCACGUGGUGCUCCGUCGAGAUCUCAUACUACGAGGUGUACAUGGAACGGUGCUAUGACUUGCUCGAGCCCAAGGCGAAGGAGAUCAUGGCACUGGAUGACAAAUUUGGUAACCUGCAGCUCAAGGGCUUGGCUUGGGUCCCCGUGCGAUCCAUGGAGGAGUUUCAGGAAGUCUACUCGAUAGGUGUGCAGAGGAGGAAAGCCGCCCACACAGGCCUGAACGAUGUUUCAAGUAGAAGCCACGCUGUGGUUUCUAUAAGGGUCAGUAAUGAUACUGUCAAAGGGAAGCUUAACCUCAUCGACCUUGCUGGAAAUGAGGACAAUAGAAGGGCUUGCAAUGAAGGGAUCCGCCUUCAAGAAAGCUCUAAAAUCAAUUCAUCGCUGUUUGCAUUGUCUAAUGUCAUUUCAGCUCUCAAAAACAAUGAGUCACGGGUACCUUAUAGAGAGAGUAGAUUGACCCGCAUUCUGCAAGAUUCUCUAGGAGGCAAUAGCCGUGCUGUGAUGAUAGCUUGCCUGAAUCCUGUGGUAUACCAGGAGGCAGUCCACACAAUAGGUAUGGCUGCUCGUUCAGGACAUAUGGUGACCAACAUGGCUUCAGCAAGCAAGGAACACACUCCAAAAGUAAAGGUGGACAUGGAAGCAAAAUUGCAGUUGUGGCUGGAAUCAAGGGGGAAAACUAAGAGCACCCAAAGAAUGAAUGGACUUUUCUCCCCAACCGGAUGGAGGACUCCUUCUUCCAUGAGCCAUGUGAAACAACCGCUAUCUGCCCGGGUGUCUGGAAGAGCUAAAGCAACGGACCAAGACGGUGCUAAGAUAAAAAAGGUACUUUUUGAUUCAGCAGUCCAUACAGCAGUUGAAAACACACCAAAGCCAAGCUCACGAGAUGAAGCAAAGACAACUAAGAAAGAGGUACCCCCUUCGUUAACACCUUGCAAAGAGGACAAGUCUGAAUCUCCUUUUAGGAAAGCUCUUUCUCCCAUUCCUCCAAACAUGAUGACUCCUUGUAAUGUCAAUUACCCUCCAUUGGAGCCCAAAACUCCAAUAGGAGCAUGUCACAUAGUUGAGAAGAAUCCAGAUGGUACACCUCUUGAUAAGUUUAAUGCACUUGGAUCUAACCUAAAGGAAUCUCUUAUUCAACAAUAUCUCGAGUUCUUAAAUGUUGCGAACAAGGAAGAGCUACAGCAACUAAAAGGAAUUGGUGAAAAGAGAGCGGAGUACAUUCUUGAGCUCCGGGAGGAUUCGCCCAGACCAUUCCAAUCUCUUUCGGACUUGGGGAAUAUAGGUCUAUCAACGAAACAAAUCCAAGACAUCCUGCGGAAAACAGCCACAGGAAUCUUCAAAUGAUCACUGGAAUGGACUCUUGCCUGAAAACACAGAAUGGACUGCCGUUUCUACCACCUUGGAGAUGCUGGGUCAUAUUGUUCACCAUCUGUGACCCAAUGGAUGGGGUUGUACCUGUACUGUGAACUGUCAGCCUGUCGUUGACAUAGUUGUAGUUGUACUAUUAACAGUCGGCCUGCUGCUGAUGCUAUUGCUAGGGCAAUGGGUCUUGUUGCAAUUUUCUCUUGUAAUUUUCCCUUUGCAAAUUUUCUCUUGUAAUUUGUCUUCCUGAAUGGUUUGUCUUCUUGAUGUGAUGCAAAUUUUCUCUGGAAUCUGAUAUAUUGAAUGGCUUGCAUAUUAGCUUC